Molecule: messenger RNA, 1133 nt
Organism: Clupea harengus (Atlantic herring)
Lineage: Eukaryota; Metazoa; Chordata; Actinopteri; Clupeiformes; Clupeidae
Gene: lrriq3
Product: leucine-rich repeat and IQ domain-containing protein 3
Exons: 5
Coding region: 109-1041 (310 amino acids)
Molecular function (GO): protein binding
Source: RefSeq, a predicted model, not a curated record
CUGCCACACGGUUGUCAUGACAACGGUUUAGAAGCGAGUUAGUUGGAAUGAGGAGGACAGCAAAGGUUUAGUUAUAGUGACACGAUGUGACUACCAUAAACAGGCUGAAUGGAUAUCCUUGAAGCUCAGCAGUUUCUCGUAAGCUGCACUGCAUCACUAAUUUUGCAUCAUGGAUUGUUGGAGCAUGAGGGUAAAAAGGCUACCCUACAGGAAAUUGUGAUGGUCAGACUGGGCAGCUUUAUGCUUAAAAAUGUGGCGAAUUUUGAAAGCUGCCUGUCAUUGAGGAUUUGCAUCCUAGCCGACAACUUCAUCACCAACAUAGCUGCUUUGUCAGAGUGUGCGCAUUUGGUGAAGUUAGAUCUGAGUGGAAAUCAGAUAACACAACUACCCGAUGUAGACUUUUGGAAAAGGUUUAAGAAACUGCAGCUACUAAAUCUUCAUGACAACAAUAUGUCAACCAGACAGCAUGUUAUAGGGUUAUCUGGCUGUCCAAACUUGUAUGCUCUGACCCUGAAUGACACACCCUUGAGCUUGAGGGGAAGCUACAGGCACUGCAUUGUCAACAGCUUGUGGUCACUGAAAGCUUUGGACAAGUACGUCAUUGCUGAUGAGGAGAUCAUCGAAGGUUUUACACUUACUCCUAAAUUCAAAAAAAUGACCCCUAAUUUAGCAGUUGAUCUUCACCCUGCCUCAAAAAUGGAACCCUUCAAGAUUGAAAUGAAGUUGGUCGUGAAGAUAAUCUCAAAGAUUAAUCAGAUCCAAGCAAUGUAUUCUCCAACUUUAGUUAUCCAGAAAUGGAUUAGAGGUCAUCUUACCAGGAAAACUCUUAAUAUCACAAGUACAAUAUGGCACUGGCGAGUGAGAAAAAGACAGCUUUCACCCAUCAUAUCUGAGGCCACAAGCGAAGACACUUCUUAUUCUGACAAACAGCCAGCCUUGCUCACAGUACCUGUGGUUGACAAACAUAAACAUGUGAGCUACAAGGCAUGUUGGUUUGAUAACUGGUACUUUAAAAUUAUGAAUUAUGUAAUUUAUACAUAAAGCUGUAGUUACCAGACAUUGUAAAUAAACAUGUUGUUUACAUAAUUUAUUUACCACCUAGGAACAGAAUAAAGGGGGUUUGAACAUGAAGC